Cladocopium goreaui is the source of this 1656-nucleotide messenger RNA. The record is from the annotation of a GenBank genome assembly. Lineage: Eukaryota; Dinophyceae; Suessiales; Symbiodiniaceae.
AUGGAGAUCAGGCCGGAAGAAGGGAUGGCCGUGCUUGAUCGGUCGGUUAGUUUUGACUGUACCCAGCCGGUUUGUGCAAAUGGGGCCCCUCUACCCCUUAUCCAUGCCGACACAGAUGCUAUUUGGGUUGAAUCGCCUGAGCUUGUCCCUGUGGGAACGGUCGUUUCACAACUUCACUCCAAGGGCACUGAUUCGGAAUUGUUUCAAUUAUUUCUGGAUGCCUGGAAACAGAUGUGGGGUCGACAUCAGCAAGUCCCAUAUUCACGUUGGCACACCAUCCUUCAGUUUGCCCGUGACAACUUGCCCUUCAAGCGAAUGAGUUGGCCUGCGAUCGAUGUCCGUAACCUGCGGGAUUGUAUUGCCCAUAAGCAUAGUGCCACUUCUGCUGGCUUAGAUGGUGUCACCCUUAGAGACCUUCGUGCUAUGCCUGACGCAGCACUGUCCAAUUUUGUGGCCCUUUUCUUGCACGCUGAACAUACUGGUGGUUGGCCCCAGCAAGUGAUUGCUGGAAGGGUCACAUGCUUGCCCAAGAAGGAACAUCCUGUGGAGGUGCUGGACUUUCGACCCAUCACUGUACUUGGGUUAUUGUACAGGUGCUGGGGCACAAUUCAUGCAAGGCAUGCCAUCCGUGCGUUGGAAGAUGUUUUGCCUGUUGGUCUUUUUGGUAGUAGACCCCAUUGCUAUGCAGGGCAGGUUUGGAGUCAAUUGUUAUGGACCAUAGAGCUGGCAUACGAGCAAGGCACUGCUUUGAGUGGCAUCACUGCUGACAUUCAGAAAGCAUUUAAUUUCUUGCCUCGCAUUGUCAUCAUGGAGUCAUGCGCCCUCUUAGGUUUUCCAUUUGAGAUUCUCCGUGGUUGGUCUUGGGCGCUUGCCUCCAUGCCUCGGCGGUUUCAAAUCAAUGGUAGUCUUAGUGCCCCUGCCUAUAGCACAUGUGGUCUUCCAGAGGGAUGCGCCUUGAGUUGUGUGGGGAUGAUGGUUGUGGAUAUCUUGUUUCACAAAUGGAUGACUCAUUAUUUUCCACUUUGCCAGCCGUUGUCCUAUGUUGAUGAUUGGCAAGUGUUGGUGACUGAUCCGUUGCGCCUUCAGCCUGUUUAUGCUUGUUUGGAGAAGUUCACCCAGGCCUUAGACCUGUUCAUUGACAGCAAAAAGACGCAUAUGUGGUCAGUGAGUUCGGUUGGCCGAAAAUGCAUUCGUGACCUUGGAAUGCCUGUGGUUCCGUUUGAUCGCAACCUCGGCCUUGCCGAGACCGACCCUGCGGAUACUCGCACUUGGCUUGCGAAGCUCAGCAUUUCUGCUGAUGUUGGUGCGGUUCAUGACUGUGAGGGCAGCCGUAUCCUUGCCGCGGGAGCUCUUCCUGGGUUGCUCCAAAGUGCAGUUCGGGCUGAAAUCUAUGCCGUGUUGAAAGCUUUGCAGCUUGCAGUGACCCAUGAGGGGCCUGUCAUGCUUUGGUCGGAUUGCGAUGCUGUGGUGCGUAGAGUGCGGAAGCUCCUUGCUGGCCACGCCGUUAAGCCUAACGCAUCUCACUCUGAUUUGUGGUAUGAAGUGCAACAAUGCCUCUCCGCUCGUGUUGGUAUCACCCAAAUCACCAGAGUCGCAGCGCAUCAGACAGACGAAGGCCAGGGAAGUGUCUUUGCUGAAUGGUGUUUCAGACAAUGA